Panicum virgatum (switchgrass) is the source of this 852-nucleotide messenger RNA. Its product is annotated as thioredoxin O, mitochondrial-like. The transcript is spliced from 7 exons. NCBI's taxonomy places the organism in Eukaryota, Viridiplantae, Streptophyta, Magnoliopsida, Poales, Poaceae. The record is from RefSeq and is a predicted model, not a curated record. Bases 31 to 570 code for a protein of 179 amino acids.
UUAAGGGCCCCAACCCAACGAGAGCCGUGUAUGGCUCGCCGACUCUGCCGUCUCUCUCGCCUCUUUCCCCUCGCCUCCGCCGCCCCGAAGCUCCCCCACCUCCCCGUCGCCGUAAACCCUAGCCCCGCGCCCGCGCCCGCGCUCCCCUCCUCCUACUCCGCAUCGCCGUCUCCCGCGCUCCCCCGCCUCUUCUCCUCCUCCGCGGGCGGGUCAAGCAUGGUCGUGGUGGGCUCCGCGGACUCCUUCGCCAGCAUCCUCUCCAAGGUCCAAGACGAGAAGCGACCGGCGGUGUUCUACUACACGGCGGUGUGGUGUGGACCGUGCAGGGCGAUCGCCCCUUUCAUAUCCAAGCUAAGCGACCGGUACCCGAGCAUACCAGUGUAUAAAGUUGACAUUGACAUGCAAGGGGUCGGAAGCAAGCUUGGUGAGCUAAAAGUUUACUCAGUGCCUACGUUCCAUUUCUAUCAUAAGGGAGAGAAGACCAGUGAAGUGGUGGGUGCUGACACCAAGAAACUUGAAGCAGCUAUGGAGAGUCUGCACAAGGGACCUGACAUUGUUUCGCUUCUGUGAUGCUCCUGAAACUGAAAUCAUACGUUGUUUCUGCAGGCAGCAGUAGAGGCUCCAGAGAAGACAGUGUUGAUCCGUUGUUUCAUGUGAAGGCAGUGCCUGUGAUUCGUGCUAAUGUGGUUUGACUAAUGAGUUUUGGAUCUUCAGCUUAGGCAAAAUUGUCCAGAACUCCAGGUGUUUCUCGUGUUUGGAUAGAGUGAUAUGCAGUGGAAAUAAAUAUUGUGUUCUUCCUAUGGGCUUUUAUUUAGUAGUGCGAAUUUCCGUGCAUAUGCAACUUGUGCGGAA